Messenger RNA from Hibiscus syriacus, 731 nucleotides. RefSeq names its product VQ motif-containing protein 33-like. The coding region runs from base 71 to 631 and encodes 186 amino acids. The record is from RefSeq and is a predicted model, not a curated record. Lineage: Eukaryota; Viridiplantae; Streptophyta; Magnoliopsida; Malvales; Malvaceae. The transcript has a single exon.
UGAUGAUCUAAACAUAAUCGAUCUCUCUUUUUAAAGAUUUUUAGCUAGAUAGCUAGCUCCUCGCCUUGAAAUGGAAAAGCCCCAAAAUGACACAGCUUCACCAUCGCCAGCAGCAACUACUUUCGUUCAGGCCGAUGCAAACACUUUCAGGGACCUUGUCCAGAAACUUACUGGAUUCACCAACGACACAGAGAAACUCCCGGUUACUUACCCUGGAAGUCACCCUUCGAAAAUGUCCCUUCACGGCGAAUCAACGGCCCCACGCCGUCCACCUUUCAAGCUCCAAGAACGUAGGCAACACGCCAUGAGGAAGCUGGAUAUCAAGCUCGGUCUCUCCACUCUACGCAACUCACCCAAUCACUACGUUUCUCCCAGCCAAUCUCUCCGGCUAGAUUCAACGAUUCCCAGUCCGAUGACUCCACUAGGAUCCGAUUCGCUUUUUUACUCCAAUUCUUCUGGUACUCUAUCACCAUCAUCUCCUUCUCCAAUGGUUUCGGAGGAGGAAAAGGCGAUUGCAGAGAAGGGAUUUUACUUGCACCCAUCACCAUUAAAUACGCCUAGAGGAAGCCAACCACCGGAGCUCUUAACACUCUUUCCGGUUAGUUCACCUAGUCAGGAAAAACGGGAUUAGGGUUUGUUGAUUUGUUGAUCAUUCGUGGGUUAAAAACUUAAAAGGUGUUACAAUUAUUGAUGGUGUUGUAUUGUACGAGUAUAGUAGUUUAUUGGAGGUU